Molecule: messenger RNA, 4773 nt
Organism: Tyto alba (common barn owl)
Lineage: Eukaryota; Metazoa; Chordata; Aves; Strigiformes; Tytonidae
Product: zinc finger protein 2-like
Exons: 3
Coding region: 1330-2526 (398 amino acids)
Biological process (GO): negative regulation of transcription by RNA polymerase II
Molecular function (GO): DNA-binding transcription repressor activity, RNA polymerase II-specific
Source: RefSeq, a predicted model, not a curated record
CUGCUGCUGCACAGAGGACUGAGGGAAUCAGAAUGAGUUUCCCUUCUGCCUCCAGCCUGUCUGGCUGCAGCUGUGACCCAGAUGUCUCUGUCGCCUCACCAAGUUGGAAGUGGCACAAAAUCUCUAGAGAAAUAAAUGGGCACCUGCUGGGGGAUGAGAGCCCCAUGGGGUUCGCACAGGCUGAUGAGCCACAGCCAGUGCUUGGGCAGUUCUGUUUCACAGAUGUGAGAUUUCAGUGCUUUCUGGAAGCUAGGGAGGACAACAUGAUAUGUCCCAGAAACUUUGCUCAUCUUCAGCACGUCCCUCUGUUGUCCCAAAAUGUCCCUCUCUGUCAGUGCACUGAAAGAGGCACAGAUGAUCGCAUUGACCACUCUUCACGAGGCAUGUCUGGCCCUGGCCCUGGCCCCAGCCCCUGGUCUGGUCAUCCUGGCUCAGAUGAGGGAAUGCAUCACCCCACGGACCCUCCAGAAAUGGGCCUGGGUGUGCCCCUCACCAAGAGGGAUUUAGUUCUAGAGGUUCUAGACUGGGAGUUGGUCCCUGAUGGUUAUGACCACCAGCCUUCACCACCCCUCUGAAGGAAAAGUGGUGCCGGUUCCCACUCAGAGAUCAGCACAGGAUCCCCCCAACCACCAGUUUCUUGUCAUGAGUACCUGGAGAUGUGGAGAAACUCCAGCCUGUGUCAGGCAGUUCCAGCAACCCCCUUCAAUCCCUCUUAGAUUUUACAGUCUUUUAGUCUUUGGUUUUACUAUAAUUAACUAAGCUUGGCUGGGCUUUUAUUUAUUAUUUUCUUUUCCACAUAACAGCUUACCACACUAAAAGUGGUUUAUUUGUUUGUUUGUUUUUUUCCUGUUGUCCUUGACAAUAACACUUGCUUUUGUUUCUUCUCAGGUUCAGCCCUCAUGAAGGAAAACACAGGCUUUCAUCUAGAGAAGAGUAACUCAAACCAGCACUGGCACUUUCAUAUGAUUGCUACCUCCCAGCAGCCCUGGCAGGCAAGGGAAGCUGGUGGCAAUGGCCAGGAGGAAUCCCAGUGAUGACUGCCCUAAGGAACACCAGCCAGGCCCCCACCUCUGAAGAGCCAGGUGAUGGAACAGCCAGCCAUGAUGAUGCUGAAGCUCUUGGAAGUAGAGAAUUUUCUCAGCCACACUCAGGAGAAGUUGUACACUUGCCUGAUUUGUGGGGACAAUUUCAAGCACAAGAGCAUCCCGGAAGCCCACCAGAAAUUCCAUAAGGAGGAGGUGGAGGCUGAAGGCUGUGAGGAGGGUGACGCUGACCAAGCUGGAGAGCGCUUCAGCCAGAAGGUCAGCCUCACAGCCCACCACCGUGUCCAUGCGUGGGAGAAGGAGAGCCCCAGUGCCACAGGGGGUGGGCAGUGCCUCACCACCCUCGGUGGUACUCAUGCCUGUAGGCAGUGUGGGAAGACUGAGAAGGGCAACCUGGCCAACCACCAGCAAGCUCAUGCCAAGGGCCGGCGUCACCACUGUGGGGUUUGGGGCAAGGGCUUCGCCAAGAGGGGGGAGCUUGACCAAGCACGAGUGGACCCACAUCGGGGAGAAGCCCUAUGGCUGUGGGCAGUGUGGCAAGUGCUGCACCCAGCACACCCAGUUGGUCACCCACCAGCGUGUCCACACCGGUGGCCAGCCCUUCCGCUGUCUCACCUGCGGCAAGAGCUUCCACCAGAAGGUCACCUUGGUGAAGCACUGCUGCAUCCAUGAGCGUGGUAUGGACAAAGGAGGCAGCAAAGAUAGCGGUGCCAACACCAAUAUGCCAAUGCUGACACUGAUGCCAAUGGCAAUGACAAUGCCAACACCAACACCGGUGCCAGCGUCAAGACCAACGCCAGUGCCAAUGUCAAUGAUAAUGCCAAGAUGGGUGGCAAAGAUGUGGAGAGCGCGGCUGUCCCCUGUUGGCAGCUCCCCAUUGGUGAUCUUCACACAGAAGAUUGCCCUCACCACUCACCAGCGAGUCCACAUGCGGGGGCACCAGCCACCGCCAGCCCCAGUUCCGCUUAGACCCCAGGGCAAGGAAUGGUCCUUUACCUGUGCUGUCUGCGGGAGAGGUUUCUGCAAGGAGAUCGCCCUCAUCACCCACCAGCAGGACCACAGCAAGUAUGAGCCCAACCUCUGCAGCAAGUGUGGACAGGUCUUUCCUGACAGGGCCCAGCUCCGGAUCCACCGGCCCUUCCAUGCUGAGGACCAGCCAUUCAAGUGUGCCACGUGUGGGAAGGACUUCAAGAGGAAGGAAUUCUUGAUUACCCACCAGCAGAUUCACACAGCAGAGGCGUCCUUACAGUGCCCCCAGUGCAGCAAAAGCUUCUCACAGAAGGCCAACCUCAUGAAGCACCAGCUCACUCACACCCACCGGAGCCCAUUUAUCUGCUCUGACUGUGGGCAAAGCUAUAGCACCAUUCGACAUUUCAAGAGGCACCAGAGGAACCACCUCAAGAAGCAAAGCCCUCCUGGUGAGGGAGAGGAGCCCCCUGAGAACCUCACGACUGGCCAUGUGUCCCCAGAGCCAGAGGGCUGAGAAGCUUGUGUUUUUUUUAAGCAAGAUGUUCCUUCUCCAGUAAUCUUUGCACAGCUCUGCCCUAUUUCUGCAAGCUAAAGAGACAGCGAGCUGGUGCGUAGGCUCAGCCCUCGCUGAUCAGUUGUCCUGGUCUUGUCCCUUGUUUGGGGAUUUUCUCUCAGGAAUUAAAUGACAGUGAGAAAUAAAUCAUAGGGCUCCUCUUUUCUAACUGAUUCUGAUUUCUUUAACUCACAUUAUGUCUUGCUAAUAAUCCUGCUGCACAUAAACAAAUUCUAACCGGGGAUGAUUGGGGAGCGGCUAUGUACAUCGCAUGGCAAAAGUUCUGCCCUGAUUAGGCGACUGCUUUUCUGGCCAGGAGGAUUACGGGUGAUGAGUAAUAGGCCAUGUUAUUCGAGCGCGGAUAGAAGAAAAGGCUUUGCCUCAGCACCUUCCAAAUAAGACCCAGGAGAAGAAAUAGUAGGUCAUGAGCACGGCCCAGCUGGACCCUCCUUUGGGGAACAGAAGCAGCCCUGUGUUUGUGAGCUGUGGUUGGGCAGUUUUUCACCGGCUCUCUAGAAAACUUUGGCUGCCGUGGGGUGAGUGAAGAUAAAUUCUUAGUCUUACAAAGUCCACCGUGCUCUGGGGCUGGCUUUAUCUCGCCUGAAUUCAUGUCUCUACAGCACAGAUAUAAACAUCUGAGCUGGUCAUCCCAUACUUAAAAUCAAAGGAGAGAAAGAGGGAGAUGGAGAAAGGGAUUUUUCUGCCCUAUUUAGAUGUCCACCCUGGGACGAUAUUCCAGGACUUCAUUGACUCUACUGCCUACAUCUUCACAGGCUGCAAAGGGGAGCUGGGCUUGGAGGGAGACAUCCCCAUCAGUUCAUGCUGGUUUUAGCCCCCAGCAGCCAAUUCAUUCAGGAAAAGAGUCGGGGCUGUAGGGACACAGUUAUGGCCAGCAGUUACUAAAUGUGAUUGGCACGUGGAGUGAGCACUGCAGAGCCCUCUGAUGCAAAAACAUCCCGGCCCUUAACAAUUUGUUUGCUGAGCUGCACUGUGCUGGUGAAGCUCUGCCUGCAAACGGUCCCAGCUGUGUGUGGCUUCCCGAGGGAGCGAGCUGGUACAGAUAGGGGUGUGGAAAGGCUUGUAUAAUCCACACAGAGGUAUAUUUUUUAUUACUUUGUAUUUAUUUAUAUAUUUGUAUUUAUAUAGAAGGGAGCUGUGCAGGAGACAGAGAAACUAGCAAGACUUGUGGAAACCCACUGAUAUAUUAACAUCUGAUCCUGAAAUAUUAACAUAUGAUCCAAUGUUAUUUUCUGUUCUUCCCUAUGUUUCUUUUUACAAAGCAAAAUAAAUUAUAUUUUGCUAUUGUCUUUCUUUUUAAUAUCACAUAUCAACAUACUUUUGCUGCAUAGGAUCCUCCACCUAUGCAAUUCACCUUUUUCCCCUAGAUUUUUUCUAUAUUGCCUCUGAUUUCAAUACGGUUUGCCUCUAUUUUUAUAAUAAAAAGCCGUACUGAACAAAGCUGUGUUUCAGUGCUGUUGGAUUCAAGUCAAUAGGAUUCAAGUGAAUGGGAUGGAGGUGGGAGAGGUGAGAGCCUGGGACAGAAGAAUCCACCUGGGACCAGGACACCAGCUUCUUUGUCUUGGUUCAGUCCUUCAUCCCAUGGCAGGUCUGAACAGGGGAUUGUGUGAGACUGAGGUUUCGCUAUAAAAAUCCUUGAGAAGAGAUUUAAAUUUUCCAAGUCUCUCUAGAAACAUUUGGAAAAGCACAUGCAAGGUCCUCACUCAUCUUGAUGCAAAUCAGUCUGCAAAAAUCAGUCAUCAACAGCGGCAAAAUACAGGUGAAAAUUGUGACUGAUGAGAAAUCUUGUCUCCAAGCGUCUGGUGCAUCCUGCUUGUCUCCUCUCGAGAUUGUUACUGUUUGAUGGUGAUCAUAGCUUUACAGACAGGAGCUCAUCGGGGAGGGAAUGAGCAGCAGGACAGGAAACAAGAGUGAGGUGGAUAAGGGAAGAGCAAAUGGUGUCAUCUACCUGGAUUUGUGCAAAGCCUUUGACACUGUCCCGCACGACAUCAUUGUUUCUAAAUUGGAGAGAUGUGGAUUUGAUGGAUGGACCACUGGGUGGAUGAGGAGUUGGCUGAAUGGUCACACUCAAAGAGUUUUGGUCAACGGCUCAAUGUCCAGGUGGAGAGUGGUGACGAUUGGUGUUCCUCAGGGGUGGGUGUUUGUACCAGUGCUGUUCAACAACUUUGCUGGUGACGUGGACAGUGGGGU